AUGUCCAACUCGAUGACCACCCCAUCUACGUCACGGCGAGCAUCGGUGUACCACCCCAGGCCCUCGUCACCCUCCCCCAGCACCUCUGGUUUCUCCUUCAUUGGAGAGGACGAGGCAUCCAGCGAUAGUGAUCACCUCUACUGGGAGUAUAGCAGGUCCCCGUAUAAGAGCAUAGGAUCCUUCGGGCGUCGUGCUAUCCAUUCAUCGCCUGCACUUACUAGCCAUUUUCACUCUUCAUCUUCAUCUCCAUUUAUCUCGUGCUCAGAUGCCUCGCCGUCGAAUGGCUCAUUUAAGUCCUUGCUUCCGCGUUUGUGGGACGUUCUCAUAGCGUCGCCGACCAAAACCAUCUUAUCUCCUUCCCGGCCCGCUCUGAGCGGCUCAGGCCGUCACGCUAAGUUUACUUCUUAUUCAACGGCAUCCUUCGGUCGUUUCAAAGGGAAAAGAAUGUAUCGUGAUCAUGACUACUACGAUGAUUCUAUCAAUUUCUUGGACUUGCCACCUUUAGAUGGUGACGAGGGAGAACUCAUCGAUGUGGACGAUGAGGCCUGCUUCAUCGCUGUUGAACAUCCCUGGGGAUUCAUCAAUGCUUCUAGAGCUAGGGUAGUGACUGGAAUUGAUAUUCUCUCGCUCCUUCCCCCUGAACUUUCUUUGCAAGUUCUGUCAAUGCUUGCAUUAAUCCCUUCUCGCCUUCCCUCAUCAGCGUCGCUACAAGACCAUUAUCCGUCACACGAGGAUGGGUUGCACGCGAUCAUCACAUGUUUAGCAGUCUCACAGACGUGGCGACGCCUUGCCAACGACAACAGUGUUUGGCGUGCAUUCUUUACCUCACGCUGGGGCAAUCUGGAAUGCCCAAAGAGGUUCCUUGAGGGAAAGAACUUGCAGUACGCCAACCAUUGGACACGAAGAAUACAUACGGCGUCGGGUACCAUCAAUUAUCGUCAUCUAUAUCAAGAGCGCCUAGAACUCGAACGCCGCUGGGGUGCACUACCACGUCCGAAUCAUUCUAAUCACCUACCAUGGGAGCCCAAGAUCAUGAAAUUGACAGGCCACAAUGACAGCGUCUAUUGUCUUGAAUUGUGCCGUACGGCUUCGGGACAGCAACAUAUCAUUACCGGGUCUCGCGAUCGCACCAUCAAGAUGUGGUCGUUAAAGACGGGAAGAUGUUUAGGGACAUUCGGUGGCAACACCGGCGAUGUUGUCGACGGUCACCGAGGAAGUGUUCUAUGUUUGAAGUUCUUCUGGGAGAAUGACGGUCGAAAUGGGGUGCUGUACUCAGGUUCUAGUGACUGUACCGUGUGCGUUUGGGAUGUUUGGAUCGCGAAAACAAGCCGUUCACGACAUUUUGACGAUACCGAUGAAGACAUUGAAGUUCAAGCACGCAUUAAGACUGUGUUGAGAGGUCAUGGUGGUGGUGUGUUGGAUUUGAGAGUGGAUGCUAACUGGAUUGUUAGCUGUUCGAAGGACACCGUCAUCCGUGUAUGGCACCGUGACACGCUGGAAUUGUAUCGAACUCUUCGUGGUCAUGAAGGCCCUGUCAAUGCCGUAUGCCUCGAAGGUGGCAAAUUGGUCAGUGCUAGUGGCGACGGAAAGAUGAUCCUGUGGGACAUAGCAAAGGGAGAACGACUGAGGACCUUGGAGGGGCACGACCGGGGAUUGGCAUGUAUCGAGUUCAAGGACGACCUUAUAAUAUCUGGGUCGAAUGACUGCAGGAUCAAAGUUUGGUCGGCUACAUCUGGGGAGUGCUUGACUACCUUGGUUGGGCAUGAUGCUCUUGUCAGGGCGCUGGCUUUUGAUCCUCGGAGCAGGAGAUUAGUGAGUGCCAGCUAUGAUAAGAGUGUGAGAGUGUGGGAUGUGGGCACUGGCAAAAUGUUGCGAGAGUUCAAACAGAGUCAUACAAGUCACAUAUUCGAUGUCAAAUUUGACGUAUCGAGAAUCGUUAGUACCUCCCAUGAUCAACGAAUCGUUGUUUUGGAUUUCUCAGAAGGCCUAGAUGGUGCCGAGUUAUUUAUGGAUAUUACAUCUGUUUUAUUUUCUACCAUCUUCUCUAGGAACUAUUAG
Molecule: messenger RNA, 2058 nt
Organism: Desarmillaria tabescens
Lineage: Eukaryota; Fungi; Basidiomycota; Agaricomycetes; Agaricales; Physalacriaceae
Product: WD40 repeat-like protein
Exons: 8
Coding region: 1-2058 (685 amino acids)
Molecular function (GO): protein binding
Source: RefSeq, a predicted model, not a curated record